Molecule: messenger RNA, 3064 nt
Organism: Astyanax mexicanus (Mexican tetra)
Lineage: Eukaryota; Metazoa; Chordata; Actinopteri; Characiformes; Acestrorhamphidae
Gene: ap1s1
Product: adaptor related protein complex 1 subunit sigma 1
Exons: 6
Coding region: 253-726 (157 amino acids)
Biological process (GO): vesicle-mediated transport; intracellular protein transport
Cellular component (GO): membrane coat; intracellular membrane-bounded organelle; AP-1 adaptor complex
Molecular function (GO): clathrin-cargo adaptor activity
Source: RefSeq, a predicted model, not a curated record
CAUGUGCGCUGAGGGCGAUGACGCUCAACUACCUGAUUCCUCUCCAGCCCGUCUCUCUCUCUCUGUCUCUCUCUCCCUCAGUGGGUCUGUCAAACCCACCGAGCUGCUCAGCCAGCCUCUCACAGACAUGAACCAGUAGCGCGCUCGCCUUUCUCAUGAACAAGGGGCUGAGGGUCAUUUAUCGAGAUCGAUAGGGCGCUCUGGAGAAGCCAGGACAAUGACAUACAAAAACAGCAGAGAACAUUCACCUCUAUGCGUUUUAUGCUACUGUUUAGCCGGCAGGGGAAGCUGCGACUACAGAAAUGGUACACGGCCACAGCAGAGCGCGACAAGAAGAAGAUGGUGCGAGAGCUCAUGCAAGUGGUGCUGGCCAGGAAACCCAAAAUGUGCAGCUUCCUGGAGUGGAGGGACCUAAAGAUAGUGUAUAAGAGGUAUGCCAGUCUGUAUUUCUGCUGUGCGGUUGAGGAGCAAGACAACGAGCUGAUUACCCUCGAGGUCAUCCAUCGCUUUGUGGAGCUGCUGGAUAAGUACUUCGGCAGUGUGUGCGAGCUUGACAUCAUUUUUAAUUUUGAGAAGGCUUACUUCAUCUUGGAUGAAUUUCUGAUGGGGGGAGAAAUCCAAGACACUUCCAAAAAGAGUGUACUCAAGGCAAUUGAACAGGCUGACCUGCUUCAAGAGGAGGACGAGUCUCCUAGGAGCGUAUUGGAGGAGAUGGGCCUGGCAUAGAAUCCAUUCCACCUUAGAAAGGACAUCUUUAGGUACUACUGCUCCACGUGGUGAAGGGAUGGGCUUUGUUGAAAUGGGUAUUCGGGAGGGGGGGUUGAAAAAUUGGGAGGACCAGAUGGAUGGAUCGAAAGACUGUAGACGACUUUGAUACUACUGAGUUCAGCAUGUGAUUGUACUUUUUUUUUUCUCCAGUCCCCAAAUUCAGUGUCUUCAUACUGUUAAUAUAGUUGUGUCUAGCUAGAAUUUCUUCUUUCGUGAGACACGAAGAUUAUAAGUAAUACAGAGGUUAUUGCAGGUGGGACCUUGUGGAACUUGACACAGAGCCAUUUAUUUAAAAUGAGUUCAUCAAAGUACAUUGAGCCUUACCUUGGGAGCGAAUUGAGAUGGUUGCACAAUCUCAGCUUUUGGCCUGUGUGGACGUUAUCUACAGUAUACCUGCAAUCUCAAAUUAAUAUAUUCAUAAAUAUUUUGAUUCUAUUUUUACUGCUCAGGAAAGAUUGACAAUGACCAUUCAUUCAUGCAUGUCUAUUUUUUAAAUGUGAUGCAGAGUUUUAAGUGAAAGAACUGUCAACUUGAACUGCUUGCUUUUGCAGUGUAGGGACUAGGGCUGCACAAUAUGGACUACAUACUGUAUUGCACAUACUGCAAUAUGUUACAGACACGAUAAACUGGAAACUCUUGAUAUAAAAAUGUAUUUAAGGCUGGCCUGCAUUAUUUUGAUGACAACAAUAUUUAACGUUUUUCAGAGCAGGUUAAGUCUUUUAUCACACAUUGACAGACACAUUGUUUUUAAGACCUGAGGACACUUACAACUUACAAUCAAUAAAAUGCAAUGCUUAUUAUCUUCUUUGGAUAUUGUAGCCUUCUGCAAUAUCAGAAUUGCAAAGGACAAUAUUGCAAUAUACUGCGAUCUGUUAAUACAUUGAUAUAUCGUGCAGCCUUAGAAGGGACCACACAAUAAAUCUGUGUAUGUGUGUGUACGUGUGUAUGUGUGUGAGUGUGUUUAUAGUCACUGGGAGGACUACCUGUGCUCUCAGCUUUUGGCGUGUGCAGUUUUCCAUUAAAGCAGUUUUCCAAAUGAGCCAGAUUUGAAAAUAAAGCGUGGUGUGCUUUUCCGACCUACGAAACUGAAGUGGAAUGUUGAAUAGGCAUUUUAAAUCAGUAGAAUAUUGAAUACGCUGUUGCAUAUGGUCUAUUCAUUUUAUUCUAAUUCUAUGAACGACAUUCGAAAAGUCGUUGAAUGUGUAUCUUAAUAUAAAAACAAGGCACAAAUGACUCCAACCCACAAAAUAGCUCUGAACCCCCUCCCCCUUUCCUGUUUUGUCUCUGUCUACUUCCUGCUUUCCAAAGAGAUGUUUUUGACUGUAACCGUGUGUAGUUGAGGAAUAAAAAGGGAACUAAUAUUUGAAUAACUCCUUGAAACACAAAGAAAGAGGGUUAUGACAUCGAGUGUGACGUAGUUUGGAGAAAAAGUAACACACAAAAAAAAGCUUUUUAACGUGUCUUGUGAAAUAAAAGAAUGUUUUGAGAAGAGUUGUGUUUUUUUUUUUUUUUUUUUCUUUUAAUACUGAAAUGUUGAGUCAUUCUGUGUCGAAUCGCUCGGCACCACCUGUCUUGCGUUUUGGUGCUAGUACGUACCGAGAAGGUACAUGAUGCUGAAGGUGCUCUCUGAACCCUGUGGGCGAGGAGGUUAAUUGAAUGCAGAGAGGAUGUUUAGAGGUUCCUUUCAGCUAGUUUAUAAUGUCUUAUCUGCAGAUGGUGAUUUGUCUUAGCUCUGUCAGUGUUAAGUAUCUCAAUUUAAUUCACAUCCGCCUCAAAAUAAAGUCUGUGAAGCGCAUAGUUUUAACUAUAGAACUGUACAGCCUGCCGUUACUGAACAGGAGGAGGUCGUUGAAGAAGAUUAUUUUUUCCCCAGUUUACUUGUUAGUCAUGUAUGACUUUGUGCAGAAAUCCACUUCUGUUUUUUUUUUUUUAAGUUUUAUUAAACUUAUUUAUUUAAAGAAAGCAAGGUUAGUCCAAAUUUAAUUAAUUAAUAUUCUGAAGGAACAUCAGAAAAACAAAAUGUAUGUAUUAAAAUAUAUAUGAUUUUUUUCUUAGAUACAAACAUGUUCAAACAGCAGCAUGGACGUAUUACUGUAUCGCAGCCUCUGCUACAGUGGCUCCAUGAUCUUUGCCAGAUGGUGCUGAACCGGUGUUUGUUCAGGUGAUUUGACGCAGAAUGGCUCAAUUAAGUAACUCAGCAUGAGGGCAUGUCUACCUGCCAAAUAGCUGUCAGGUAACGAAUCAGAUUGUGUGUGAAUGUAAUUUUAUAAUGAAAUAAAAACCCAAUUUCAUUGUA